Molecule: messenger RNA, 1027 nt
Organism: Mercurialis annua (annual mercury)
Lineage: Eukaryota; Viridiplantae; Streptophyta; Magnoliopsida; Malpighiales; Euphorbiaceae
Product: NAC domain-containing protein 30-like
Exons: 1
Coding region: 18-968 (316 amino acids)
Biological process (GO): regulation of DNA-templated transcription
Molecular function (GO): DNA binding
Source: RefSeq, a predicted model, not a curated record
UCUAGGGUUUCACAAACAUGUUGCCUGGAUUUAGAUUUAACCCUACUGAUCAAGAACUUGUGGGCUUCUAUCUUCUCCACAUCAACAACCAAAAAGACUCUGCGUUCCACAUUGAUCACCAGUUUCCUGUUCCGUUCUGCGAUUUCUACGGUGGAGAAGAGCCUUGGCAAAUUUGGAAGAGAUUCGGUGGAGAGCAGAAGAAUAAUCUUGAACGUCUUUUCUUCCACACCAAGCUAAAGAAGAAAGCUACCAGGGGCAACGGCACCAACAUUGAUCGCAAGUUUGGUUCUGGAGGCGGAGGAUGGCACGGUGCGACUUCCGGUGACAAAUCACCCAUUCAUGUUUCUGAUUUAGUAGGCUACAAGAAGAGUUUCAGCUAUUGGAACAAAUCGAGACCCGACCAAGACCGCUGUUGGAUCAUGACGGAAUACAGUGUGGAGGGGAGGGGCUGGGAGUUUGUGAUUUGUGAACUGAAACCUGGCAGAAAACAACCCAAGAAAAGAAAUCAUGAGGCUGCAGUUCUUGAGAGUGAAGCAAAAAGAUGCAGGAUUGAACAAGACAAUGGAGAUCAGGCCGUUGCAACUGAAACAAAUGAGAAAGGAUGCAGGAUUGAACAAGAGUACAAUCAAGAAUAUCCGAAUUAUGGUGAUGGCUUAACUGAAGAAUACGUAGCAGAAGAAGCAAAUUGUUAUGAUGAGGGUACAGUAACUUUGCAAGACAAUCAAGAGGGCACAUAUUCUGAGAAUGGAGAAGAUGCAUUGGAAUGGGAACGUCUUGAUGAAUUGCUCAAUUCUGAGCCGCUGCCGCCAUCUAACUUUGCCGAGAAGAACACUGAGAUGAAUGGAGAGGUAAAAGAGGGAGGUGAGGAGAAUUUGGAUGGAUUUUUUGAGGGAUUGGAAGAUCUUAACUUCAGUGGGAAUUUUUUGGAGCUGAUGGAUUUUGAACUGCCGCUUUAUGAUGCUAAUUAGGGACAUUAAUUGUUUUUAUUUUUUCUAGACCAGUUUUUGUUAUGUAUAGUUUUAAUCAU